GGCGCCUCUCCCUCUGACUGGUUAAUCUUCUGCAGAAGGACCUUUAAAUGGUCUCGUGAGGAGCGGCGCGACCACUUUCUGGUUAUAACUUGCUCUCAUUCCCGAUGGACUUGCUGCUUCAAUUCGCCAAGAAAGUGUGGAGCGUCCGUAGGCUCCUGGUGCUCUUCGUUACACCUCUCGUCCUGUUGCCGCUUCUAUUCACGCUGCCCUCCCGGGAAGGAAAAUGCCUUUAUAUAAUUCUGAUCAUGGCGAUGUACUGGUGCACCGAAGCUCUCCCUCUGGCUGUGACAGCCAUGCUCCCCAUUUUCCUGUUUCCUUUUUUUGGAAUCUUGCCCUCAAGUAAAGUGUGUCCACAAUACUUCCUCGAUACCAACUUCCUGUUCCUCAGUGGUCUGGUGAUGGCUUCAGCCAUUGAGGAGUGGAAUCUUCAUCGGAGAAUUGCCCUGAAGGUCCUCAUGAUUGUUGGAGUGAAACCAGCCUGGUUGAUCCUGGGAAUUAUGUUAACAACUGCAUUUCUGUCAAUGUGGCUGAGUAACACUGCGACCACUGCCAUGAUGCUACCAAUUGCCAGUGCCAUCCUUAAAAGCCUUUUUGGAGAUUUGGAGACGCUUAAAGAAAAAUGCAAGAGGACUGAGACAAACUCCCAUAUUGCACCAAUGAAGUUACACAGUUUGCCAACUGAAGCACAAUUUCUCAAUCUGGAAGAACGGGUCGAUUUUCAGGAAAUGGCUGAGACUCAGUCCUCAUUGGAAAUCCGCCAGGAGGCAGAAUACCAAAAGAAUGUCUGGAAGGGCUUCCUUAUCGCCAUCCCGUAUUCUGCUAGCAUUGGGGGCACUGCUACCUUGACUGGGACAUCACCCAACCUCAUCCUGGUGGGACAGCUCAGUAGCUUCUUCCCAAAAUGUGACGUGAUUAACUUUGGAUCCUGGUUUAUCUUUGCCUUUCCCCUGAUGGUUAUCUUUCUGUUCCUGGGAUGGAUCUGGAUUUCUUUCCUGUACGGGGGCCUCAGUCCAAGUGUGUGCUUCAAGAAGAAAAAUGUGAGAGUGCAGGCAGAAGAAAGAGCGAGAGCAGUUAUUAAAGAGGACUAUGAAAAGCUUGGACCUGUGAAGUUUGCUGAAGGAGCCAUUGGUGUCUUUUUCAUGUUGUUUGCACUCCUACUUUUUACCCGAGACCCUAAAUUCUUUCCUGGCUGGGCCAAGCUUUUUAAAUCUGGGUUUGUCACAGAUGCUGUCACUGGCAUUACCAUCAUCACAAUUUUAUUCUUCUUUCCUUCCCAAAAGCCUUCGAUUAAGUGGUGGUUUGACAUGAAGGCUCCAAAUUUUGCAACAAAACCACUUUUAUCUUGGAAGAAAGCACAAGAAACCGUUCCCUGGAACAUCAUUAUUCUUCUGGGAGGAGGAUUUGCUAUGGCAAAAGGAUGCGAGGAAUCUGGCUUAUCCUUGUGGAUUGGCAGCCGUCUUCAACCGCUAGAAAGUGUGCCGCCAGGAGUGGCAGCCUUGCUCAUCACUUUGGUCAUCGCCUCUUUCACAGAGUUUGCCAGUAAUACGGCCACCAUCAUUAUAUUCCUGCCUGUUCUGGCCGAGCUGGCAGUGCGUCUCAAGGUGAAUCCCCUCUAUCUGAUGAUCCCUGGCACAGUUGGCUGUUCCUAUGCAUUCAUGUUGCCAGUUUCUACACCCCCCAAUUCAAUUGCAUUUGCUUCUGGGCAUCUGACUGUCAAAGACAUGGUGAGAACAGGAAUCAUCAUGAAUAUUAUUGGAGUCUUGCUACUCUCUCUGGCCAUGAACACUUGGGCCCAAUUCAUCUUUGACUUAUCCACGUUCCCCACAUGGGCAAUCACUAACACUCCUAACGUGAGCGCCUUGGAGCUCAAUGUGAGCAACAGUGCAAGGGUGACCUUUAACGUCUCCGGGUAACAAAUAGACAAUUGUAUGCAACUGGGAGAAUGGAGCAAUUCAACGAUCAGUCAAA
Molecule: messenger RNA, 1968 nt
Organism: Erpetoichthys calabaricus (reedfish)
Lineage: Eukaryota; Metazoa; Chordata; Cladistia; Polypteriformes; Polypteridae
Gene: slc13a3
Product: solute carrier family 13 member 3
Exons: 13
Coding region: 105-1913 (602 amino acids)
Biological process (GO): citrate transport; monoatomic anion transmembrane transport
Cellular component (GO): membrane
Molecular function (GO): sodium:dicarboxylate symporter activity; citrate transmembrane transporter activity; succinate transmembrane transporter activity
Source: RefSeq, a predicted model, not a curated record